Fusarium mangiferae is the source of this 3651-nucleotide messenger RNA. RefSeq lists its product as uncharacterized. The record is from RefSeq and is a predicted model, not a curated record. Lineage: Eukaryota; Fungi; Ascomycota; Sordariomycetes; Hypocreales; Nectriaceae. The transcript has a single exon. The coding region runs from base 1 to 3651 and encodes 1216 amino acids.
AUGGCCGACCCUCGUGCUGCCUCGUCGCUGAGUGCAUAUGGCAGACGGGAUGGCCCAGUUACGCCAGAGCCUCCCACGAGGUUUAGUUACGACAUCGCCGAGAGAGGAGAACCCAGCAUGAACGCUCUCCUCCACGCUCCUCUAUCCCCUGAACGACCGCUUGCUUUCUCCGAUGACGAAACUCUUCCACGCUACCACCACAAGUCUCGUGGAGCUGCUGCAGUUCCUAGCGGCCUUCAAGCCGGUCGACCGAAACGAGCCCGUUCGAAGCGACCCCAAAAGACCCAGCCGAGCAGUGCAUUCUUGCUUCAGGAGCCCAUGGCCACAGAUGAUGACUCCGGAAACCAACGCCGGGCACAUCGAAGUAAAUCUCGACACAAGGGGAAGGAUGUCCAAGAGCCUUAUUUAUCCAAUGGCGCACGGGACCUAGGUCUUGGGAUUAGCUCCGGCAGCGGUCCUCGAGCUCGCAUCGUGUCGCCAGAUACAUCUCAGGAGGAGUUGCAUAUAACAAAGAGGAAUGAAGCGCAAAGGCGAGGCCGUAGGGCGCACGCUUCACAACCCGGUGCUGCUUUGGACGUUGACUCAACCCAGAUAGUCAACAUGGCAUUGAAUCUGAGCGAAUCACGGCGAAUUGCGUCUCGGCGCAACAUUAGCCGCGGCAACCCUCCACGUCUGGCACCCGUACAAGACUCUCAGACCGGGAGCAAUCUCAGAGCACAUCUUCAGCAACAAAGAAAGGCUGUCAGAGGGGCAUCGCCGAUUCCGAACCAAAGUCUUACACCACGACUGCCGGGUGUUCGAUCCAGUAGUCCACUGCGCCCUUCACCAUUCGAAGCUACCGACGCCUCGUACCGUUAUCAUUUUUCGACAUCAACUUUGGCGAGAGCGCAGAAGGCCAGAGAACACCUAGAGUUAAUGGCCCAGUAUAGACGAUUGCUACAGGUUCUUCCUCCACUUAAGACUGGCUACGAUAGACCUUCAGCUUCAAGCCCACCUGGAUCACCUACAGAGGGGAAAAUGCAUACCUUUGAGAGCAGAGAGUUCAUGAUUCCACUUGGUCGAGAGUACAACCCGUUGCAGUAUAUCCGAAAUCGAAAAGUCAGAGCUCGUGAACGAAUGGUCAUCGAUGGUGAGAAGCAAGGAUUUGCUGACGUCGAAUCUGUUAAAGAUUGGGUCAAUGAGGCUUCGGAGCGAGCUUCGAGGGAGCUUCUUUCCAGUGACGGCUCCAUUCUGCCACCAUUCCCUGGGGCUGAAGAAAUCGAUUCUCAGAUAGCCACGGAUUCAGCUGCCAAGGUGGCACUGAGAGUUCGGCGUCCAAGAGUUGACUGGUUCUUCGAAGCCUGCGACUUGAUUGCAGAUGCCUACUGGCUCGAACAGGACCACCACAAGCAACUCAUUGAAGACAGAAAUCUCAACAAAAUAUACCCACAAACAGGAGAAACCCUAAGCCGGCCGAUUUCAGGACAGACCGAUGAGCUUGGAACAGGUGUACCGCCUUUCAUAACUGAAACCAUGGAAGAAAUGAAUGGAAAAGCAAACUCGAACGAGUCCAACCCUUCGAAGCCCGAGAUUGAAUUUCUCGAACCAAGCCACAGAGACCGAGCACGGCAGAAACUCCACGAGAUGGGAUCUUUCCACCGACAGACUGGCUCAGUGCACCAUCGUCGUUUCAGGAGACGGGGAUCAUCUUCGGAUGAUUCCGCCAGUGAAGACGAUAUGCCAACCGAAGGAAAGGCCCGACGUGGAACAAUAUCAAGUCGCGAGACUGAACUACUGGAGAAGCAAAUGUUGGAAAUGGUGGCCCGAGACAUGAGACAGCAAAGACUCUCUCAUGUCCAGGAGACCGAAGCUGAGUACAUGCAGCCCGAGGACUCGACUUCACCUGAACCCAAACCACAAACUCAGCUGGCCACUAGUAGGGAAUGGAACAUGAUGGAUUCUAAAGAUUCAGAAAACCGCCCCAUUCAUAACAGAGCUUCCUUGGAAAUCCCAUCACUGUCAAAACUGGGAAGGAAUACGGGAGGAGGGUCCCAACACGGCAGAAACAGCAAAGAACAUACCGACUCUCCACAGCCCAUGUCGCCUGAACUUGCUCCUCAAUACAGUCUAUCUGCACCACCGACUGGUCUACAGCUGUCGGCACCGUCCAGUCGAUCAUCAUCUCCCUCCAGAAACCCAUUUACAAAAGUAAAGCAAAUCUUUAGGGACAAGACGCGCGACGAGUCUGAAGAACAGGCAUUGGAGACGGAGGCAUCCAGUAGAAGACCUUCCAUCCCAGAUCCGUUACCCCCGACGGAAACGAAGCCACUUGAACGACAUCCAUCAAAUUCACGGCCAACCUUCGAGAGCCACAAACACCAGCGUAGCGUGGGUAGUAUUAGACCCAGGGGCGACGACCAGGUUGGACUUCGAGGCAUGUUUAAAGGCCCUCGUAUUGACACGGUAAUCCGAGGUGGUGUUUCGAGAUUGGGUGAUAUGCUGUGGAAAAAGGACAUCCCCAUGGACGGAACCACUGAUGUUCUCUCUUCUGAUGAAUCUGAUAAUGAUCAGCCCAAGGGAAGAUCGAGGAUUUCUCUCAAUUUGUCGCGAACAAACUCGAGGCGUAACAAGGCAGAGCCUCAACAUGGGGCUAAACACUUCUUGGAUUCGAUGCCACAGUUCCAGCCCAUGGCAGAAAUCCAUGGCCAGUCAGCAACUGACGUGAAGAAGUUACAACCUUCUCAAUCUCGCGCUGAGGUCAGCAAAGUGCCCGCGCCUGAUAUUUCUGGAAUCUCAAGCCCUAGCAAGCCUCAGCAAGUUGAAAAGGUGACCAUUGUUGAGCCUGCCAUGUCAGAGGUAGAGUCGUGCCAGGAGAGUGUCAAGGAUGGCCCUCGGAUUUCAGAAAGGGAGGGUGACGAGGCUGCUCCAAUGGUUCGGUUCAAUGAGCCUGAUAAUUUCAGAGCACGGAAGUGGUCUAUUGCAAAUCAGGCCAUUCCCCAGGAAGGACAACUCUCGAAGCGUGAAAUUGCCCGACUUCGUACGCUUAUUCUUACCUCUGGCAUCAAAGCCAUGGAGAUUUCUCGCCGGGCUCAAGAGCUGAAGAAACCACUUCCUAGCAAUGGCCUUCAGGAAUUGGUUUCUUCACCACAAUCAUGCCCAGUGGGAAUACCAUGGGUUGACAUCGCGAAAUUGACGCCCAAAAAGUCACUGCCUUUCGACGAUGCGCUCCCUUGCUCCGACCAUUUCCGCCUAGCUCGCCAGACCCUAGACGUGGCGAUCCAAACAUCGAUUGAGCAGUGGCAGACGUCAGCUGAUAGAUUCACUGCCCAAACGCGUCCUAAACUAGAGGAGCGCAUCUGGUGCGUCCGCUCUCGAAUCGCGGAUGAACUAUCAGGCAUGACACGUGAGGCAUCAGACCAAGCUGAUGAGACGGGUAAAGACUUGGCCUUGGGCCAGCUUCUCAAGGUCAAGCAUGUCACCGAUCUGACCGACAAGAUGAUGCGCAACCGACGCAGAAGAUUCAGAUGGCUCCGCCGCGGAAUGUGGUCCGUUGUUGAAUGGGUGCUUGUUGGCUUCAUGUGGUAUGUUUGGUUUGUUGUUACCAUUUUCAGACUCUUUCUGGGCCUUGGGCAGGGCAUUUGGCAAGGUGUCAGAUGGCUCCUUUGGCUAUGA